AUGAGGCGUGGUGUGAGUCACGGUCUUGAAGCAUUGCCUACUGCUGCUCAUACGUUCUCUCCAGGUAGGAGCCCUGGGCCGCUCUCAGUGUUUGUCCGCUCUUGGAAACAGCUCCCUCCCGAACUGCACGACCACAUACACGACCUCCUGGUAAUCAUCGCCGGCUACAGGGAAAUCUCGGGGCUCUCCCUGGUCUCGCAAGCUUGGUGUCGCUGUUUUCGCCCCGGUCUCUUCAGCGAGCUUGACCUGAGGAGCAAUGAGGACUGCCGUACGCUGUACAGUAUACUCCAACCCCCGCUUUCAGCAUGGCUUGCGGGGCAUGUCACCGCGCUGUACUUUCACAUCAACAACUCAUCCAAUCCGCUCUGUAUGGCGCUCCUCCGCCUCUUGCCGGCGUGCCGCACCGUCUGGCACCGCUUUGAUCGUAUCAAAAGAUGCGUGUCACGCAGCGCAGAUCUGAAAAGCUCGCUGCGGAACCUCACCUCUCUGCAGCUAUUCCGGUGGGGGUUCCGGUCGUUCCGAACCCUGCUCCGUGUGCUGGCAGACAUCCCCCGCUUAGAGACCAUCCAUUUCAUCGACGUUAAAUGGUCGGGCGACACUCCCGCGACAAUCGACGCUGCGAACAGUAUCUGCUCUGGCUCAUUCGGCCAUGUCCGCAAGAUCUACCAGGAUGGCUGCACGGAUAACAUGGCAGUGCCCGCUUGGAUUCUGGGUGCGGCAAGUACCCGACACUCGUUCACCCGACGUCGGACUCCAGGGCCGGCAGUUGGCGCAGAAACGUGGGCCACCAUCAACCUCAUCCGGAUGUUCUUGGGGAGCGGAAACUCAAUCAGCUACUCAUCUUUCGAGGUCGCAGAAGCAGCUCAAGGUGAAACGGAAUUGUCACUCUCCUAG
Phanerochaete carnosa HHB-10118-sp is the source of this 894-nucleotide messenger RNA. RefSeq lists its product as uncharacterized. The transcript has a single exon. Lineage: Eukaryota; Fungi; Basidiomycota; Agaricomycetes; Polyporales; Phanerochaetaceae. The record is from RefSeq and is a predicted model, not a curated record. Bases 1 to 894 code for a protein of 297 amino acids.